This is a messenger RNA of Acanthoscelides obtectus, 570 nucleotides long. The record is from the annotation of a GenBank genome assembly. NCBI's taxonomy places the organism in Eukaryota, Metazoa, Arthropoda, Insecta, Coleoptera, Chrysomelidae.
UGUUGACAUACUUCAUUUUGGAUGUCGUAUCGAUUUUAGAUCAUCUUGUGUUUGCGAAUGGAAUUCGAAACUAUGUCACUAUUUCCGAAAUGCUGACGGUUACAACUUAUGUGGUCUACGUAAUAGUAAAUUGUGAAAUGACCAUUGCCGAAGGUAGAACAGUUCUGAUGACCUGUUACAUUUUAGAAGAUAAAUUCCCCAUUAAAUCUCCUGUAAGACAGGAGUUGCUUGAAUUGAUUGAUCAAGUUCAUUACCACGCGCCUGUCUUCACCGCUUUUGACUUGUUUGAGCUCAACAGACGCACAUUUCUGGUACUCAUAUCUGUUCUGACCACGUAUUUUAUCGUCAGUAUACAAUUUAUCAUGGUAAAUGCUAGCUAGAGUUGUUUGAUAGGAACACGAUGUUAGAUCCAGGGACUUACUAAACCACAAUGUAUAGGCAUGCUCCGUAUAAAAAUGCUAGAAUCACUAAGGAACCAGCUACCUGCUGCAGUGACAACUUAAAAUUGAGGGAAAAACUUAAGAAAAUAUAUGAAUCUUACACAAUGUACCUACUUACUAAGAAAUAAAC